AAAAUUCCAUCUUUUUAUUUUCGGCCAUAUUCGCCGAAAGUUUGGUGUUCGGUUUAGGUCACGUAUCCUUUCGUGGCCUUUAGAUCACUGAUCUAAAAACUAUUCAAGAUGGUUCAAAAGAAGCCUAAGAAGAAGGUAGGGAAGAAGGUAGCGGCCGCCCCUCUGGUCGUGAAGAAGGUUGAGCCCAAAAAGGUUGUCAACCCCCUAUUCGAGAAGCGGAUGAAAAACUUUGCUAUUGGCCAGAACAUUCAGCCCACUCGUGACCUGUCCCGCUUUGUACGAUGGCCGAAGUACAUCCGCAUCCAGCGGCAGAAGGCCGUGCUACAGCGCAGGUUGAAGGUGCCCCCGCCAAUCAACCAGUUCACGCAGACACUCGACAAGACUACAGCCAAGGGUCUGUUCAAAAUCCUUGAGAAAUACAGGCCAGAGACUGAAGCCGUCAGGAAGGAACGCCUAAAGAAAGCUGCUGAAGCUAAAGUCGCCAAGAAGGAAGAACCCCCAGCGAAGAGGCCCAACACAAUCCGUGCCGGCACCAACACGGUGACCAAGCUGGUUGAGAAGAAGAAGGCUCAGCUGGUCGUCAUCGCUCACGAUGUUGACCCCAUUGAGCUGGUACUCUUCCUGCCCGCCCUGUGCCGUAAGAUGGGAGUGCCCUACUGCAUCGUCAAGGGCAAGUCCCGCCUCGGAGCGCUGGUCCACCGCAAGACAUGCUCGUGCUUAGCGCUCACUCAUGUGGAGUCUGGCGACCGUGCUGCCUUCACGAAGGUUGUGGAAGCCAUCCGCACCAACUUCAAUGAGAGAUACGAAGAGCUGAGGAAACACUGGGGCGGUGGUGUACUCGGAAACAAGAGUAACGCGCGUAUCGCCAAGCUUGAGAAGGCAAAGGCGCGGGAAAUUGCGCAGAAGCAGGGCUAAAUAAUAAAUAAGACGUUGUA
This is a messenger RNA of Ostrinia nubilalis (European corn borer), 935 nucleotides long. RefSeq names its product large ribosomal subunit protein eL8 (gene RpL7A). The transcript has 7 exons. Gene Ontology annotation, biological process: maturation of LSU-rRNA; ribosome biogenesis. NCBI's taxonomy places the organism in Eukaryota, Metazoa, Arthropoda, Insecta, Lepidoptera, Crambidae. The record is from RefSeq and is a predicted model, not a curated record. Gene Ontology annotation, molecular function: RNA binding. Bases 109 to 915 code for a protein of 268 amino acids. Gene Ontology annotation, cellular component: cytosolic large ribosomal subunit.